Messenger RNA from Syngnathoides biaculeatus (alligator pipefish), 1082 nucleotides. RefSeq names its product trans-golgi network vesicle protein 23 homolog B (S. cerevisiae) (gene tvp23b). Gene Ontology annotation, cellular component: Golgi membrane. Bases 205 to 813 code for a protein of 202 amino acids. NCBI's taxonomy places the organism in Eukaryota, Metazoa, Chordata, Actinopteri, Syngnathiformes, Syngnathidae. Gene Ontology annotation, biological process: protein secretion; vesicle-mediated transport. The record is from RefSeq and is a predicted model, not a curated record. The transcript is spliced from 7 exons.
GAACAAACACUUUUGCCUGUGCAACAUAAAAAUCAUCUUUUUCCGCAGUCUGUAUGGAAGUGCGGCAAAUCAGUGCCAUUGGAGUUGGAAUGACUAACAGUGAACUUUUUAUUUUUAAAGUACGGUGGCCUUGGUCACGUGACGUCACUCAGUGACGUGUCUUCCAACUAGCAUGUAGCAGGAAGUGUUAGCUCCGCUGUCAACAUGCUAAAAGACGAGAACAACGAUGAAGAGGUUUCUCUGUUUGACGCCGAGGACGACGCCGGCCAAAGAUUGCCCAAGAGGACAAACAUGGAGCAUCCGGUGGCGUCCUUCUUCCACCUUUUCUUCAGGGUUUGCGCCAUUUUGGUCUACUUGCUUUGCGAGAGGAUCAGCAACAGGUUCAUUGGCGGCAUGGUGGCCAUCAUCCUGCUGCUCUCGUGUGACUUCUGGACCGUCAAGAACAUCACUGGCCGCCUGAUGGUGGCGCUGAGGUGGUGGAACCAAGUGGACGAGGACGGCCAAAGUCAUUGGGUGUUCGAGUCCCGGAAGGGGACGAGGAAAAGGCAAAGUUCCGACUCGGAAUCUCGCAUCUUCUGGCUGGGCCUGAUCGUGUGCCCGCUGGUGUGGGUGCUCUUCGCCUUCAGCACCCUCUUUCAGUUCAACAUUAAGUGGCUGCCGGUGGUGCUGAUGGGCCUGGUCCUGCAAGGAGCCAACCUCUACGGAUACGUCAGGUGCAAAGUGGGAGGCAAGACCGACAUCAAAAAUAUGGCCACAAACUACUUUGGCAGGCAGUUUCUCAAACAGACGUUGUCCAAAGAGGAAGAAUCUUAAAAGUGCUUCUGCUGCUUCAGAUUUCAUUUGACCUGCAAAUGCAAAACAGUUUUGAUUUUCUAACUUGUGUUACUUCUGCGUUAGGGCGGGGAUCUUUUAUUUCCUCAGUUCAGUUUGCAAGAUAAAGUUAUCUGGAUAUUAUUUAUGUGGGGGGGGGGGGUUUAUGCAUAUACAUUUCCAAACUUUGUUAUUUAUGCAAAUCACAGGGAGACGAUUAAACGUCUUACAUUGUGCAUACACGAGUAUUAAUAAAACAUGAUUUGAAUUGA